This is a messenger RNA of Drosophila guanche, 820 nucleotides long. Its product is annotated as protein Hezron. The coding region runs from base 187 to 795 and encodes 202 amino acids. The transcript has 3 exons. Gene Ontology annotation, molecular function: RNA binding. Lineage: Eukaryota; Metazoa; Arthropoda; Insecta; Diptera; Drosophilidae. The record is from RefSeq and is a predicted model, not a curated record.
ACUGUAAAUAAAAUGAAAUAAAACACAUAAAAAGAAACAUAAAUUGAAUUCGUAUGCGAAAGGACAGAUCAUAGCAACCGUAGGGAUUUACUUUCAAAAUUAGAGCGACUUUGAUUAUCAAUUUUCAAUCCGAAUCUCAAGCUCAAUUUCAAUCCGAAUCUCAAGCUGUGACAGCGACUGUAGAAAAUGGAAAAAAUAAUGUUUACACGCCGCGCACCGUUCAAUGCAAUUCAAGGCUCAAAUGCAGAGGAAAAGCGUCCUCUGCUUUCAUGCUUUACUGUGGGAUCCACUGUCCGCUGCACGAUUUGCUUCGACGAGGAAAUAUUGGGCGAGGUUGUGGCCUUUGAUGCUGGCACCAAAAUGCUAUUGAUAAAAGUACCCAACAAGCGGGGGCUCUCCGACAUAAACAUCGUGAAUCUAAACUUUUGCUUGGAUGUGGAGAUCGUUAAGGAGGUCGAGCUGUCGCAUAGUAUUAUAACACCUGCGCCACCCGACUUACCGAAGCUGGAGAAGCGUCUGCAUAACAGCAUCGAGCAGAGGGCCAAGCACCUUCUAAACUUCAAACCGAAAGUUUCGCCAAUGGGUCAGGCGCUGUUUCGCCAAAUUGCCUUUUAUUUGGGUGACUCUCAGGUGUAUUGGCUUGAAAAGGAGAAUAUAAUCUCCAUAUUGGUGAUGGAGCAGGUGAUCAUUGAACCACCCUAUGGGGUGGCCAAUGUCAAUGGCCCGCAGGAGGCUACCAAACUUAAGCACUAUGUCCAGUGGAUUGUGCAGAAGUUUCUGAACAAGCAACAUUAAACAGACAUUCCCAUAGAAACAAAAG